AUGGCCCUCAUACCCAAGGGCGACCACGACUAUAGGUUGAUAGAGGACCACUCUCGGUCAGGCUUUAACGGUAUGUGCAAGCUCUCCGAGACGUGUUCGUUGCCGAGGGGCCAAGAAAUCCGCAGUGGUCUCUCGGAUCUGCUUUAUGGAUGUUCACCGAGUAGUUCCUGCCAGUGUGGUCGGGAUCGGACGGCCAAGGGCCCCUAUGACUAUGUGUUUCUGAAGUUUGACAUCGCCUCAGCGUAUCGUCACUUGUUUCUCAAUAAUGUAGACAGGGCUAGGACAUCGGUUCGACUUGAUCAAGAGGUUUACGAUAACCUGGCAUUGCCCUUCAAGGCGGGGACCUCUCCUUUCCAGUGGUGCUGCACCAGCGCGGCGAUCAGCCAUAUAGUGGCCUCGCUGUUGAGGCUCAUCCUCGGCCACGUCAAGUUUCUCUCUUUCGUCUUCGUUGACGACGGUCUAGUGGCGCUACCGCAGCCCUACUACACAGUCGGAUCUAUCCUGACGCUACUGGUCUGGCGAUGCCUGAACUUCGAGAUAAACUGGCGUAAGUGCCAGUUCGGCGUUCGCGCCGUGAAGUUCAUAGGCUAUGAGGCGGUGUUGUUGCCAGGGGGUAAGGCGGAAGUUGGGGUUCACCCCGACAUAUGA
This is a messenger RNA of Perkinsus marinus ATCC 50983, 648 nucleotides long. RefSeq lists its product as hypothetical. NCBI's taxonomy places the organism in Eukaryota, Perkinsozoa, Perkinsida, Perkinsidae. The record is from RefSeq and is a predicted model, not a curated record. Bases 1 to 648 code for a protein of 215 amino acids. The transcript has a single exon.